Oncorhynchus gorbuscha (pink salmon) is the source of this 3331-nucleotide messenger RNA. RefSeq names its product R-spondin-1-like. Bases 876 to 1763 code for a protein of 295 amino acids. NCBI's taxonomy places the organism in Eukaryota, Metazoa, Chordata, Actinopteri, Salmoniformes, Salmonidae. The transcript has 7 exons. The record is from RefSeq and is a predicted model, not a curated record.
CAUGCAUGCGGAGUCUCCUGCACUAGAUGGGGUUGGAUGCAAAUACCCCAGGAUUGUGAAUGACUUGUCUGAGUUGGAAGGUUUCCGACGCUUAAAAUUGGAUUUAUGUGGAAAUUGCAUCAAGGGUCAUGUAGGAGGAGUUCUUUUGAAACCAAACAAGUUACGAAUUUUCCCUUAUAAAAAGGAAAUUGAGACCCGACAACUCACUGGAUCUCACCAUAAGAGGUUUGCAAUGCACAGCAGGUCCUGGCAGAGACAGAUGUGUUGUCACGCGUAGGAGUCCAGAACCUUUCUCCAUCUUCUAUAAGCAGCCCCACUCCUCUCCCUCCCACCACACCUCCUCAGAGCAUCUUUAAUAAGACACAUGCUCCGGGGCUCAGGCUCUCAUUCACACCAAACGCUCCUUGGCCAUCCCCCAACAGGCUGCCUGCCCCACUUCUAGCCCCGCCGAGUCUUCAUGGGUUGAACUGACAGGAGUGCCACACUCUCCUCUCCUCCUUUUCCACCUCUCCUCUCCUCUCAUACUCCACGCAUCACUCCUCCAUUACAUCGUCAACACACACACACAAGCAGACCACCGUUAUGGCUUGUGCCCCGGGAAUGUUUGGAUUUGCAGCCGCAGGAGCAUAAUCCUCUACUGAAGGGAGUUGCGGACGCAGCAGCCCAUAGAGAGAGACCGUGAGAGACAGAGAGCGGGUGAGAGAGAGAGAGAGACCCAGCGGACAGAAGCAGCGGAAGGAGGGAAGCAGCAGGGAGGAGCAGCAACAGCAGCAGCGGCGGCAGAGUGAUCCACCUGUCACAGAGUGAAAGGGGCCCCCCGCCUGAUCUGUCUGCCUGCAGGGGGGAACCCGCGUGGCCGGUCAGCACCAGGGACUAUGCAGCUGGGACUGGUGGCUCUGGCGAUGGUCUUUCUCGGAUCCAUGGGUCACAGCGACAGCGGCCUCAAGCUCUCAAAGGGACGGAGGCAGAGACGGAUUAGCACUGAGGGGCCACCAUCUUGCUCAAAUGGCUGUGAGCGAUGUUCCGAAUACAAUGGCUGUAUAAAAUGUAAGCCCAAACUCUUCAUUCUCCUGGAGCGCAACGACAUCCGCCAGAUAGGCGUGUGCCUCGCCUCGUGCCCACAGGGAUACUUCGGCAUGCGGACUCCCGAUACCAACAGAUGCAUUCAAUGUAAAAUAGAGAAUUGUGAGGAGUGUUUCAAUCGAAAUUUUUGCACAAAAUGUAAGGAGGGCUUAUAUUCACACAGAGGGCGAUGCUACCCCAGCUGCCCUGAAGGCCUCAGCACCACCAACGGGACCAUGGAGUGUGUAGAAUGUGAACUGGGCGAAUGGAGCCCAUGGGGUUCCUGUAUGAAGAAGAACAAGACGUGUGGCUUUAAGAAAGGCACACAGACCAGAAUGCAAGAGCUCCUUCAUGCCUCCAGCACUGACACAGUCUCUGCGUCAUCCCCCCAGCCAUGUGCUCCACAGACUGAGAGACAGAAGUGCACAGUGCAGAAGACACCAUGUGGAAAAGGAGGUGGGAAUAAGAAUAAGGGCGAGCGACGAGACCAGCAGAGGAGGCGAGACAAAGAAAACGUCCGAGGCCAUGGCAAAGAGGGUGGCGAAGAGGGUGGCAAGAAGGGUGGCAAAGAGGGAGGAAAAGAAGGAAGCAGAGAGGGGGGAAAAGGAGGAAGAGAGGGUGGCAAGGGAGGCGGCAGGAGGAAAAAGGGCCAAAACCAGGCCACCUCCACGCCCAGCCUUCCCCCUAGCACUGUAGCCUAGGCCUUACUCACGUUGGGACUUAGCGGGGACAAGGAGGGACAAAAACAAGGCGACUAGGCAACACCCACCUGCAUUGGCCAUUAUUAAGAGACAGACAGUGGACAGAGGAGACAAUAUCAAACUGAUGAAGAAAAGGAUUAAUGCUGCUAUGCAUUCUAGAAGAUGCUCUAAGAGAACUGGAGGAUUGCUGCAAUAAAUGAGGAUCAGGACUUGGACUUAUCAGACUUGGAGGGAAGAGGGUGAAUGUGCAAUGUGGAGGGUUCCACUGUAAGCCUUGCAGUAGGGUCAACAUGUUUCAUUUCACCGCUCCCAGGUUUAUCAUGGAGUUGGCAGAUGGAGAUCCCAGUGGCUGAACAGUGGAAGACACUGAAUAUGAAUAUGAGAAUUUCAAGAUGGAGUCUUCACAAUGAUCAAGGAUCUCUAGAAUCCAUUAGAAUCCCUGAUUUGCUUUUCAAAAUCAAUUGUUCAUUGUUGACGACUCAUGUUUUGUGAAUGGUAGCAAGUAGAUAUUUCUAAGGAGAUGUUGUUGUAAGUGAUAUAGAGAAAAUGAACAGUAUUAAGAUUCUUUAUUUUAAUUAUAUUUUAUGAUUAAAUAAAAGAAAGGCACUGGAACAAAUGUGUGGUUUUGAAGGAAAACAUAUUUUAAUGAUAUUUUUGGUUUGUAGAGAAUCUACUCCAAAACAAACCAGCAACAAUAUAGAGAAGAUUUAUACAGCUUUAGUUCAAAUCCUGAUCUGGUGUUAGACAAAGGUUACCCACAUAAUAGCUUAGUUCUUAAUUUCAAAUAGAAUAAUGUUUUGCUAUCUUCAGCAUAAAAGGUUUAGGAUUGAAAACUGUGUGUUGUAUAUGUGUGUUGUGAGUAUGUGUGCGUGUGUCUGUGUGUGCAUUCGUGCCAGUCUGUAAUGUUACAGAAUUUCAGCAAAAUGUUUUUGUGAAGUAGUGGUAACACAAGUGUAUGUAUAUUUGUGUGGCUAUAUUGUAUGUGUUUCUGUACAUAAGCUUAAUGUGUGUGUGUACGUAUCAAUCUGGUAGAAUGGGAAAUGUUAUAUAAACUCAGCAAAAAAAGAAACGUCCCUUUUUCAGGACCCUGUCUUUCAAAGAUAAUUAGUAAAAAUACAAAUAACUUCACAGACCUUCAUUGUAAAGGGUUUAAACACUUUUCCCAUGCUUGUUCAAUGAACCAUACACAAUUAAUGAACAUGCACCUGUGGAACGGUUGUUAAAGACACUAGGCAAUUAAGGUCUUAGUUAUGAAAACUUAGGACACUAAAGAGGCCUUUCUACUGACUCUGACAAACAUCAAAAGAAUGAUGCCCAGGGUCCCAGUUCAUCUGCGUGAAUGUGCCUUAGGCAUGCUGCAAGGAGGCAUGAGGACUGCAAAUGUGGCCAGGGCAAUAAAUUGCAAUGUCCGUACUCUGAGACGCCUAAGCCAGCGCUACAUGGAGACGGGACGGACAGCUGAUUGUCUUGGCAGUAGCAGACCAUGUGUAACAACACCUGCACAUGAUUGGUACAUCCGAACAUCACACCUGCGGGACAGGUACAGGAUGACAACAACUGCCCGAGUU